Molecule: messenger RNA, 1254 nt
Organism: Symbiodinium natans
Lineage: Eukaryota; Dinophyceae; Suessiales; Symbiodiniaceae
Source: the annotation of a GenBank genome assembly
AUGGAUGGAAAUGUUUACCGCGGUGUUCUGCGAAGCUUUUCGCUGAAAGAUGGCUACGGGUUCGUCCGCUGCAGCGAGCUCUUAGAGACGUUCGGCCGUGAUGUAUAUUGUCCCGUGUCAUUGCUUCCUAAUGGCAUCUGCUGCGGAGCACGCGUUGUUUUCACCCUAGCCAUCAAUGAUCGUGGGCAACCUCGCUGUGGGGAACUCCUCGAGGAGGACACUUCGAGUAUUGAUGCUCUAUCACCUCUUGAGCUGCUACCGUUAGACCUGAACCUGGAGCCUUGCUGCGAGGCCAUCCUUGAGUCCCUCGGCACUUGCUCUGCGCGUAUCGUGUCUUGGAACCUUCUUGCGCCCUCAUACUGCUCGGGCGCUUUCUUCAAGGACGUCGACCCGGAGGCGUUGCGGUGGCCGCGCCGGGCCACCCAAAUCAAGACGGUCCUGCAUGCUCUAGCUCCGACAAUACUCUGCCUCCAGGAGAUAGAGCUCGACCGGCCCUUGGAGGAGCUGGGCUUGUCAUCCUAUGCUGUUGCGUCUGUGCAGCGCCCCAAGCGGUCCAAUGGCUUGGACCGGAAGGAUGGUUGCCUAAUCGCGUGGCAGCGCGAGGCUUUCACCUUGAUCAGGCAGCAGCCUCUCUACUACGAUGAUUUUCCGCCGCCCCAGACCUCUUGCCAGCAAGAUGAUGGGCCAAGCGGGCACGUGGCAUUACUGGUGGAGCUGCAGCCCACAGAUGCGCCGGAGGGAUGGACAGUGCUGAUUGCCACCACCCAUUUAGCUUGGAAUGAUACCCGGGAGGACUUGCGUACCCAUCAGGCAUCAGUCCUCCUGCAGACGGUUCUGAGCUAUCGGAAUGACUACACAAUCAUUUGUGGUGAUUUCAACAUGACGCCGCAGAGCCCCACACAUGGUCUUGUGAGCCAGUUCUUCAGCUCGGCAUAUCAGGACAUAGAAAGGCUGUCCGGUGAGUCGGGUGGCGUCACAACGACCAAUGCUCUUGCUCGUAGCGGCCAGGGCUUUGCGGAGAUCAUUGACUACUGCUGGCUCCGCGCCUCGGAAGGCUACUGGGGCCCCUGGGCACAUCGGCGCCUUCGACUGCCUUGCCGUGCUUGGCUUCGGUCCUUCUACGGCACCACGCCCCAAGCACCGCUGCCCACGCUUCUGCAUUCAGGACGCUGGCCCUCCGAUCACUUUCCCAUCGCUGUGGAUGUUGUGUUCUGGACAGAGCCGGGACACGCAGCGACUCCCGCAGCAAGGUGA